Messenger RNA from Solanum stenotomum, 2699 nucleotides. RefSeq names its product protein ENDOPLASMIC RETICULUM-ARRESTED PEN3. The transcript has 2 exons. NCBI's taxonomy places the organism in Eukaryota, Viridiplantae, Streptophyta, Magnoliopsida, Solanales, Solanaceae. Bases 165 to 1583 code for a protein of 472 amino acids. Gene Ontology annotation, biological process: protein homooligomerization. Gene Ontology annotation, molecular function: protein binding. The record is from RefSeq and is a predicted model, not a curated record.
AUUUCCGCCUAAUUAAACAAAAUUAAACCAUAAUCAGAUUUAUUUACUAUUUUCCACCCAAAAUAAAACAGCACAAUUCAGCUCCGGUGACUUGUCAACUGAAUCUUCUUUCUUUGCUCAGUCCAACCUUUCGCCGGCAUAUCUAUUUUCCAAAUCUCCGAUCAAUGGAAGACGACGGCGGAAGACGUACCAUUCUAGGGCAAGGUGGUGAUCGUGUAAAGCUCAACGUCGGCGGUAAGCUCUUUGAAACCACAGUAUCAACACUUCGUUCCGGUGGACCAGAUUCUCUUUUAUCCGUCCUAUCGAAUCGGAAUUCCGACGACCCGGUUUUCAUCGACCGGGACCCAGAAAUCUUCUCGGCUCUUUUAGCUCUUCUCCGGUCUAAUCGUCUCCCUUCAACAGCAAAACGUUUCUCCAAUCAAGAGCUUAUCGAUGAAGCUGUUUAUUACGGAAUUGAAUCACAACUCAGAUCUGCACUCGCCCCGAGUCAACUCAGUGGAAUCGACGCGUCACUUUUCUCAACCAUUCGUCCUUCCUCUGAUGGCGUUGUAACGGACUUCAAUGCUGUAGACUCUGAUGGCUCCGUUUGGCUUGCUCACGGCGGGCAGGUUUCCGUUUAUGAUUGGAGUUUGACACAUACCGAAACUAUUAGGACACACCUUGAUUACAUAAGCUCCAUUAGGAAGGUUGGACCCGAUUUGGCUGGUGUUGCUUCUGAAUUCGAAUCCGGGCUCCAUUUUUAUAACUUGGCUAAUGGACGUAGAGUUGGCUCUGUGGAAUGGACCGACCCGUCUGACCCGAGAAUCUACAAGGCCCAAGUACACGCUGUUGUUGACUCGCCGGACUCUGUUUUUGCUGCCUUCGAGUGUCAACAUAGAGAAAAUUGUGUUCUGAGUAUUGAUAAGUCUACGAUGAAAGCGAUUUCGGAGUUGGGAAGACAAUCUGGUAAUUCGGCAAAGUCAACUGUUGUUGGAAAGUUGACAUUUUUGCCGGAGAUUAAUGCGCUAGUCGGUGUUUCAGUUACUGCCGGAGCUUUUGGGUAUGCCGGUUACGUGCGGUUGUGGGACUCCAGGUCCGGAGACGUUGUGUGGGAGACGAAUGAGCCGGGUUCAGGUCGGAGCAGUCGGUUCGGGGACUCGUUUGCUGAUGUUGACUUUGACAGGGGGGAUUUGACUAUGUUCAAGAUAUGUUCAAAAUCAGGUGAUUUGGCUGUGGCAGACCUACGUAAAUUAAGUGAAGAUCCAUGGGUUUAUCUGGAAGAGAAAAAUCCAUGCAUGAGGCAUGCAGGUGGUGGAACUAGUAGCUUGAUUCACUGUUAUAGACAGCAGGUGUUUGUGGGAAGAGGAGGAGGGUUGGAAGUGUGGUCGAGAAUGGUCGAGAAGGGAAGUGAUGUUGAGAGGGAAAGGGUGUUGCAUGAAGGAUUGUAUAGGAGGAAUUAUAUGGAUAAAGUGGAGGAUGCUGGAAGAGGGAUCAUAAAGAAGAUUGAGGGAGCUGGAGAUAGACUGUUUGUUACUAGAGAAGAUGCUGAGGGGAUUGAAGUGUGGCAAAGUUCUCAGUUUUCCGGUGCUGUUUUAAAUUUGUGAUCGUGUGGAGCUGUGAGCUUUGUAUGAGCUUACAUUGCCUGUUUCAUGUCCUAACAGAGAAGAGGGUUGCAAUCAAUUGAUGAUUAGAGUAAAACUACGAGCCGACCGAACUAGUUUGAGAUUGAGCAUAUUUGUUGUAGUAUCUUUUUGAGCUGUCUGCUGCGGUUUGCAAUGGUCAUCAAUGGGAAGUUGGUCGACGGUCAGAGUAAAGUUAGAAUCCACCCCGAACUAGUUUGAGAUUGAGCAUAGUUGUUGUUGUAUAUAUUUUAGCUGUCCAACUACAGCUUGCAAUGGUCAUCAAUGAAAUGAAUUGUGUAUUUGGUGAUUACUUUUGGAUGUCAAGUUGAUCAAUCAAGGAACAAUGUGCAAAGGUUGAUAUGACCAUGACGAAUACCUGAAAUCAGAUUCUUGUUGAUCCAUUAUGGACACGAUGUUGAUCAAUCAAGAACAUUGUAGACAGGUGUUAUGCCAUCAUGUAAUGAAAUGAAAUUGGUUUAUUGGUGAAUUUGGGCAUCCCUGUUAUCAAGAAAGAAUGGCAUCCAAGCGUGCAUAAUUAUUUGUAUCAGAGGUUCAAGGACUAAGGCCUUUGCAAUUAGUUCUUGUUAGAGUCGAAGAAGAAAAGAAGUUGCUCACUGAUGGAGUUGAAUGAUCCCAAGUCAGUAAUAUUCUUGAAGGUCACAUUGCAUACCAAGCAGAACAGCUGGGCUGCAAGCUUGGAGAUCUGUAGGGUUUGGUAACCUCAUUAUUUUUUGUCAUGUUAGUACAUUUACCUCAGGUCCUAUGGUUUUCUAGGAAUCCUUUAGUGAGAGAAAAUAGUGAGAAUUUAGUACUUGUAUUUUUGGUCAAUAUUGGUCCAAGAUGAGCUUAAAUGGAGCAACAUGGUCCGUGAGGAUUUACAUCGCUGACCCCAACUUGCUUGGCCGUGAGGCGUUGUUGUAAAUUGGUUUGUGAAAAUUUCCAUCGGAGGGUGAGAUGCGUGCUAUUUCCAAAUGCUAAAUGAAACAAAGCACGUCGGUAAACACUUGUAGUAAUGCUCCAUUGGCCAUCCUUGUUGUUUCAUUUCUUGUUAUAUGUUAGUUAUGUAGGACAACUUUUCUUGAUAUUUAUUAAUCUGCU